Messenger RNA from Rubroshorea leprosula, 1830 nucleotides. The record is from the annotation of a GenBank genome assembly. NCBI's taxonomy places the organism in Eukaryota, Viridiplantae, Streptophyta, Magnoliopsida, Malvales, Dipterocarpaceae.
CUUCUUCACAUAACUACCAAAUCUUCUAAUUUUCUCUUCUUUUUCCUAUCCAACAUGGCUUCUCUUCAACUCCCCAUGGUUUUAGCUACAUUCUUUCUUCAAUUUUUUCCAGGUGUUUAUUCAUCAACGUUUACAAUCAGGAACAAGUGCAGCUAUCCAGUUUGGCCGGGGAUUCUCUCUGGCGCCGGAACACCAGAACUGUCCACCACAGGUUUUCUUCUCCAGUCAGGGGAAUCUACAUCCCUCUCUGUCCCAACAUCCUGGUCAGGCCGUUUAUGGGGACGCACUGUCUGCACCCAAGAUUCCUCCGGUAAAUUCUCUUGUCUCACUGGAGAUUGCGGCUCUUCCACCAUAGCAUGCUCUGGUGGAGGCGCCGCCCCUCCUGCCACUCUGGCCGAGUUCACAUUAGACGGUGCAGGGGGGCUUGAUUUUUAUGACGUUAGUCUUGUGGAUGGUUAUAAUCUGCCAAUGAUGGUGACCCCACAGGGUGGGACUGGAGGGAACUGCUCUUCCGCCGCAUGCUCCGCUGAUUUGAACGAGGAUUGUCCGGUGGAACUUAAGAUUACUGACGGAAGUAAUGAAGGGGUGGCAUGCAAGAGUGCUUGCGAUGCGUUCGGAGACGCCCAGUACUGCUGCAGCGGAGCGUACGCGUCGCCGGACACCUGCAAGCCCAGUACUUACUCAGAAUUCUUCAAGAACGCCUGCCCUAAAGCUUAUAGCUAUGCAUAUGACGACGGUACCAGCACCUUCACCUGUGCCGGAGCCGAUUACAUCAUUACUUUCUGUCCCGGUCUUUCCACCAGCCUGAAAUCUGGAUCAACAACCGCCAAAUCCUUGGCCGUUAACUACACCUCAUCAGCAGGUCACCGCCACAGAUCACCGACAUUCAUCGGCCGAGCCAUUACUGUGGGAGCAGCAGUAUGGUGGUUGUGGCACCUUUUUUGAGCAAUGCCAACCAACCCCACCAACUUGGGCCUGUUUUUCCUGUUUUUUUUUUUUUGUUUCCCGUCUAGUAUCCGGGACUUCACCCCGACUAAUCCAGACCUGAUCCACGUCGUGCACCUGGAAAUGGUGGGUGAGUCUCCCAGCGAUGACUGCUGCAUUCACAAGUUCUUGAACUCGAGACCUUACUUAUUUAAAUUAGAACAAACCGCUUACCACUUAAUCCAAUCCCUCGUUGGUUGGCCUGUUUUCCUGUGCGAAUCUACCAACUUCGGGAAUUGUCAACCAGAGUAAAGAUCCUACUCUGACCCAGUAAUGCACUACCCUGUUUGUCUUCUCCGGCUUGUAAAAGAAAAAUCAAGCAAGGCAUGUUCCACGCCGAAAGGUUCUAUAGAGACAGAAUACCAGCGCAUCGGCCCCACCAUUUCUGAUUUUUGCAACAUAUCGAAGAAAUUAGACAUUAAAUACAGUCAAAUUAGUUGGCAAAUUGAUGUAAUUCUCGGGGAUGGUUGCUAGUGCCAAUCGGAGAGGAGAGAUGAUUUUUGCCAAUAAUAUAAUAUGUUUGAAUUGAGAGAAGCGGAGAGAAAGAGAGGGGAAGGAAAAAAAUUUUAAUCAAUUAAAUUAUAAUAUUUUUAAAACAUUAUAAUUUGAUUGACUAAAAAACUUUAUCUUCUCUUUCAUUCUCUUCAAAUCCUCAAUUCAAACAUAUGAUUAGUGAUUUGCUAAAUAAGGGGGAUUGAAUUUGAUUGAAUCUCCUUUUUCCCUUUAUGCCUAUUGUCUUUAGUUUGAUGAUAGUUAUAUUUUGGGGAGCAUGUGGUGUUGUGGUGGAUUUUGUUGCUCGAUUAUUUAGUAAUGAUGCAACAACAUAUGAUGCUGAGUAUGCUAUUU